Molecule: messenger RNA, 1698 nt
Organism: Parasteatoda tepidariorum (common house spider)
Lineage: Eukaryota; Metazoa; Arthropoda; Arachnida; Araneae; Theridiidae
Product: solute carrier family 35 member G1-like
Cellular component (GO): membrane
Source: RefSeq, a predicted model, not a curated record
AAACAUUUAAUUUGAAGAAUGAAUUUUUUUUUUAGCGUUUUAACAUUAAAUCUUCAUCGGUAUUCUAAAUUCACCUGACUGUCCGCUCUGCAACUUGGCAGAGCCCAUGAAUAGGAUCCACCUCCGCCGCUGUGCUGCAUUGCAUUCCGGCUCUGAAUCGUCGCUCUAUUGGCAAGCCAGAGAACUUUUAGGGCAAUGACUUCGGUCAUUCUGUCUAGUUUAUUUAUUCACCUGUUUUGUCUUUGCAUUUGUUUUCUGUGUUAUUUCUUGUUUAUGCCCUGCCAUUGAAAAUAAAAAAACAUUAAAUCUUCAUUUAACUUAAGAAAAGGUAUUUAUACCAAAUAGUUAAAUUCGCAGGUCAAGACGGGAUAUACUAUAAUCCUGAAUAUAUUUUCGUUACAGACAUGAACUAAAUAUAAGCUGAAUAACGUUUCUCAGUAAAAUGAAAUUGAAAAAGAAUACAUAAUAUGUAUGUUAUUUUUCCUCAAGUUUCCGAGGAACAGCUUUUUAAGAUAUGGAUAGUGGGUUUAACAAAAUGUUUUUUCCAUUGUUUUAGAUUCCUUCAUUUGCCACAAAGAAAAGGAAUAAUAUUUGAUAAAAGGAUAUAAGAGGAAUCAAUAAGAAUGAAGUUUCUGGAAUCCGGAAUUGAGUAUGGAGAAUGGUAGACAUGAUAAACAUCUCGACUUUUAAAAGUUUAAUACUCUCGAUGCUGUCUGGAAUUCUCCACUCAGUUGCUGUAGCAAACUCACAACUUCUUGAAGAUCUCCAUGCUGGUCAAAUGACCACAUACCAUUUUAUAGCCAUUGCAGCAUUUUCCCUUCCAGAAACAGUUAAAAGUGCAGAAAAUAUUUUCGGACCUAAAAGUGCUCGCAUGUUCCUUCUGGCCCAAAGCAUAUGUGGUUCUAUUAGUACAUUUUUAACCUUCAUUUCUUAUGAAUAUUUACCAAUAGGAGUAUCAAUUAUCAUUCGAUCCACAAGACCAGCUUUUUUCGCUGUCGCAGCAAACAUUCUUUUAGACGAGCCUUGUGGUUUAUUACUAUACAUUACGACAACUCUCACAAUAAUUGCAAUUAUAUUUACAGCACAAGUGCCACCCUACUUGUUCGACGAUAGUUUUUCAUAUUCAAAUGAAUUUUUGUAUGGAAUUGCAGCUGCAAUAUUAUCCCUAGUGUUUACUGCGGGACAGGUAAUUAUUACUAGAAAAUUAAAAACUGUUAAUCAUGCCGUUGUCACAUUCAAUAGUAACUGGAUGUCAGCCAUUUGGACUGGAGUUUUUGCAUCAAUAUUUGGUCAUUUCAAAUGGCACGAAUGCGGUUUGCAAAAACUGUACGUGAUUCUUUUUGGCUUCGCAAGUUAUGCGUCGCAGACGUUAUUAGUUAUAGCUUUUCAGUAUGAGUUGGUCAGCCCGGUGUCAACUGUCAGAGCGGCUUCAAACAUAAUUUCAUCGCUUUUGUUACAGAUAUUUCUUUUUUGUGAUAUUCCUGACGUAUAUAGUACAAUUGGUGCAGCACUGGUAGGACUUUCAUUUCUUAUCGUUGGAAUGAAAAAAUGCAUUCCUGCUAUGCCGAAAGACUCUUAAAAAUAGUGAAAAAGAGUCAUACUUAUAAAACUGCUUCUUCAUAAAAUUCUGUAUUGAAUAAUGAUCAGUUUUAGGUUGUGUCAUUUGUUAGAUAUUCAUUAAAAUCAAUUUUUAGUAUA